CUACCAUGGCGUCCAAUAGAACAAACCACGGGCAGUUCAGCAUAGGGGCAUUGUCGUUGGUUGCCACCAUGCAUCGCAUAGGCAUAGCUGCCAUGCUCGUGUUGUCCAGCUGCUUCUUGUUCCUCGCCACGCAUGCACAGCAGCAGCCCCAGCCAGCCGCAAGUGAUAACACAGCUAGUCUUCCUAGCUGCAUACCGCACGAGAGGGACGCCCUGCUGUCAUUCAAGCACGGCAUCACCAGCGACCGUGCAGGCCUCCUCAACUCGUGGCGGAGACGGUGGCCACGAGCCCACGACGAGCAGGACUGCUGCCGGUGGAGAGGCGUCCGGUGCAGCAACCGGACUGGCCACGUCCACAAGCUUCGACUUCGAGGCAACUACUACGAAGAAAGAUCAACUAUGGAGGGCAAGAUAAGUCCUUCUUUGCUUGCUCUCGAUCAUCUAGAGCACCUUGACCUCAGCUGUAAUGAUCUAGCAGGGCCAACUGGCCGUCUUCCCGAGUUCUUGGGCUCUUUGAAGAGCCUCAAGUAUCUUAACCUCUCUUACAUAUCAUUUCAAGGCAGUGUGCCUCCCCAGCUUGGAAACUUGUCAAGGCUGCAGCAUCUGGAUCUUUCAAAUAUGCAAGACACAAACUCAAUGGAUCUAUCAUGGUUAACACGCCUUCCUUCCAUCGAAUAUCUUAAUCUGAACGGAGUGAAUCUCAGCACAGUAGUGGAUUGGCCUCAUGUCAUGAACAUGCUUCCUUCUUUGAGGGUCCUUCGUCUUUCUAGCUGUUCUCUAGCAAGCGCAAACCAGUCGCUGCCUCACCUGAACCUUACAAACCUCGAGGAGCUGGAUGCCUCCGGCAAUUCCUUCAACCAUCCAAUGGUGACCAGCUGGUUCUGGAACAUAACAAGCCUCAAAUACCUCUACCUCGGCUUAACCCGCAUGUAUGGUCAAUUUCCGGACGCUCUUGGAGACAUGAUAUCACUGCAAGUCCUUGAUUUAUCACUUAAUUUCUAUUAUCAUGAUGAUGAUAAAUAUCGCGUCAUGACCACAGAUCUGAAGAAUCUAUGCAAUUUGGAGGUGCUGAGCCUUUAUUCGUCUCUCUUACACGGAGAUGUAACUGAGUUGUUGAGAAAUUUGCCUCGCUGCUCACAUAACAAAUUACAAGAGCUGGACCUACGUGCGAACCAAUUAACCGGGAUGCUACCAAGAUGGAUAGCGCAAUUUGCUGGUUUGCGGACCCUUGAUCUCUCUUACAACAACCUGCGUGGAAAUGUCCCAUAUGAGAUUGGUAAGCUUAGCAAUCUGACCUAUCUGGGCCUAAAUAAUAAUAAAUUGGAUGGUGUGAUAACCGAGGAACACUUUGUUAGUGCAAGGAGCUUGCAGUACAUAGACUUGUCAUAUAAUGCCCUGAAGAUUGAGAUCAGCUCAGACUGGCAACCACCAUCUAGAUUAGAUAUCGCAAUCUUUGCAGCCUGCCAGAUGGGCCCACUGUUUCCUGGGUGGCUUCAGUGGCAUGUGAACAUUACCCAUCUUGAUAUCUCAAGUGCAGGUAUAGCUGAUAGGUUUCCACAAUGGUUCUCUGAUGCCUUUUCAAAUGUUGAAUUCCUGAACAUCUCUAAUAAUCAACUCAACGGAAGUUUGCCGACCAAUAUGGGCUUCAUGUCACUACGAGAACUCUCUCUCAGUUCGAAUCAGUUAACUGGUCAGAUACCUACAUUGCCACCAAACAUAAGUACCUUGGACUUGUCCAAUAACUUCUUGUCAGGACCUCUGCCUUAUGCUACUAGAUCCGCCAAUCUAAAACAGCUAUCUCUGUUCUCCAACCAAAUCACUGGUCAUAUUUCUGAAUCAUUUUGUAAAUACCAAGGAUUGUUUGUCUUGGAUUUAUCCAACAAUUUUUUGGAGGGAGUACUUCCAUUAUGUCUUGGGGUAAUGGAAGAUGUGGAAAUUUUAGGCUUACGUAACAAUAGUUUGUCAGGAGGGUUCCCAUCUUUUGUACAGAACUUAACAAAUAUUAUGUUCAUAGAUUUGUCUAUGAACAAUUUCUCUGGAAGAUUGCCAACGUGGAUUGGAAAAUUAACGCAACUAAGGAUUCUACAGUUAAGUCAUAACAAGUUCUCUGGGAACAUUCCGGUGAACAUCACAAAUCUUGCAUGCCUUCAGUACAUGGAUCUUAACAACAAUGAGAUAUCAGGGUCUCUUUCGAGCUACCUAUCAAAUCUAAAAUCAAUGGGAAAUACAAUAGAUAAGUGUUCAAUCCUUGAUUUUGAUCCUGCUCCUGUUUUGAUCCUACAAUUGCAUGUACCACCUAUUUUGUAUGUACCACCUAUUGGGAGGCUGUUUCUUCAUAGUUUGUCUACGAUCUUGAAGGGGCAGGAAUUGAACUACGGUUCCAUUUUUAGAGUUCUGGACACAGGUAUGAUGAGCAUUGAUUUAUCUUCUAAUAAUUUAAUAGGCGAAAUUCCAGAAGAAAUAGUUGUUCUUGGUGCGCUAGUGAAUUUGAAUUUGUCAAGGAACCACUUGACCGGAGUUAUCCCAAACAAGAUUGGAGAAAUGCAAUCACUGCAAUCACUAGACUUCUCGAGGAACAAGCUAUCAGGCGAAAUACCCGUCAGUCUGUCAAAUAUAACAUUCUUAAGUGACUUGGACUUAUCAUACAACAAUCUUACAGGAAGAAUUCCAUCCGGACCGCAGCUUGAUACCAUUUAUGCUGAGCAUCCGACUAUGUACAUUGGCAACAUCGGUCUCUGCGGGCAUCCUCUUCAAAACAAUUGCUCAAGUGAGGGUCAGGCGCCAAAGCAAGGUGACUUGGGAAGAACUGAAGAAGGUCAUGGGAUACAAUUCUUUUAUCUUGGACUCGAGUGUGGCUUCGUGGUUGGUACCUGGAUGGCAUUUGGUGUUCUGUUGUUCAAGAAAAGCUGGAGAAUUGCUUGCUUCCGAAUCUCGGACAAGCUGUGCGACAAAGUGUAUGUCCUUGUUGCUGUAUGGGCAAGACAAACACGAACUGAUCAUGAUGCAUGAAGCAAAGGCGAUGGUCGGUGCUUCAAUUGAAAUUAGCCAAUGCAUGCAUGUAUGAAUAAUGGAAGUGGGAGAGAAGUCUGUUCAGGAGUGCUUUGAACUUUGCUACUACCAGUAUUGCAUAUUGCCAUGGUUUUCUUUACGAAAUGAAGAUACGUGCGUCCAUGUUUAUCUCUUAUAUAUCAUGUAAAUUAACAACCGACACUUGAUCAUUGGCCAACAUCAGUGUUUGUUGUACAAGAUAGAUAUUACUUGUUUGUGUCUAGAUAACAUAAGUAUGUUGUAAACUCUGGCUGAUAUUCAGGAUGUUGUUGGUUGUAGUCUGUACAUGCCAUUCGCCUGGCCGGCUCAUGGCGCUAUAUAACACGUAGAUGCGGCCUCUACAGAGGUUAACACGCUUCACCAAA
Setaria italica (foxtail millet) is the source of this 3412-nucleotide messenger RNA. RefSeq names its product brassinosteroid LRR receptor kinase-like. Gene Ontology annotation, molecular function: protein binding. Lineage: Eukaryota; Viridiplantae; Streptophyta; Magnoliopsida; Poales; Poaceae. The record is from RefSeq and is a predicted model, not a curated record.